This is a messenger RNA of Pyricularia pennisetigena, 1422 nucleotides long. RefSeq lists its product as uncharacterized. Gene Ontology annotation, molecular function: amino acid transmembrane transporter activity. NCBI's taxonomy places the organism in Eukaryota, Fungi, Ascomycota, Sordariomycetes, Magnaporthales, Pyriculariaceae. The annotation marks the transcript as partial. Gene Ontology annotation, biological process: amino acid transmembrane transport. The record is from RefSeq and is a predicted model, not a curated record. The transcript is spliced from 2 exons. Gene Ontology annotation, cellular component: vacuolar membrane.
AUUUUCAACAAUAUAAAUCCCAAGUCUUUCAGUCGUAUACCCACCACAAGAAGACGGGAAGCCAUGUCGACCUACCACAAGAAGGAGAAGGAGCUUGAGCCCACGCCCACGGCGAGCAGCGAGGCCGUGGGCAGGGACCUCGAGGCGAGCGGGAACCACUUCAAGCAGUUGGGCUGGAAGCGUCUCACGGUCAUCCUGAUCGUCGAGGCUAUCGCCCUCGGCUCGCUCAGUAUCCCAUCGGCCUUUGCCGCGCUCGGCAUGGUCGCUGGUACCAUCUCUUGCGUCGGUCUCGGUCUGGUCGCCAUCUACACCAGCUACGUCGUCGGUCAGACCAAGCUCAAGAUCCCCAGCAUCUCGCACUACGCCGAUGUCGGUACCCACCUGUUCGGUCGCUGGCUCUACGAGGUCAUUGGUGUCAUGUUUAUGCUUCAGCUCACCUUCCUCGUCGGUGCCCACGCCCUGACCGGCGCCAUUGCUUUUGGCCAUCUCUCCGACUAUGGAACCUGCAGCGUCGUCUUUGGUGUCGUUUCGGCCAUCAUCCUGCUGCUCCUCGCCAUCCCGCCUUCGUUUGCUGAGCUUGCCAUCCUCGGAUACAUCGAUUUCGCAUCCAUCGUCAUUGCCAUUGGUAUUACCAUCAUUGCCACGGGUAUCUCGAGCCACUCCCAGCAGGGUGGCAUGGCCGCCGUCACCUGGUCCGCCUGGCCCAGGCCCGGUCUCAGCUUUGCCGAAGCAUUCAACGCCAUGACCAACAUCAUCUUUGCCUACUCGUUUGCCGUCUGCCAGUUCUCUUUCAUGGACGAGAUGCAGCGCCCCCAGGACUACGUCAAGUCGAUCUGGGCCCUCGGCAUCAUUGAGAUCAUCAUCUACACCCUCACUGGUGCUCUCAUCUACGCCUUUGUUGGUGACAGCGUCGCCUCUCCCGCUCUUUUGUCGGCCGGUACCGUCGCUUCCAAGGUCGCCCUCGGAGUCGCCCUGCCUGUCAUCUUCAUUUCCGGCUCCAUCAACACCACUGUCGUCUGCCGCUACAUCUACAAGCGCAUGAACCACGGCCUCUCGGAUGAGACUAUCACCACGACCAAGAAGGGAAAGAUCACCUGGGGUGUGCUCAUUACCGUCAUCACCAUCAUCGCCUUCAUCAUUGCCGAGUCGAUUCCGUUCUUCAGCGGUCUGCUCUCGAUCUGCUCCGCCCUGUUCAUUUCGGGAUUUACCUUCUACUUCCCGGCUCUGAUGUGGUUCCGUAUCGUCAAGGAGGGCCCUUGGUACAGCAAGGCGAACCUGGGCAAGGCUAUUGCCAACGCCGCCGUCUUCCUGCUCGGUGCCAUCAUCUUUGUCGCGGGUACAUAUGCUGCCAUUGCUGACAUUGCCGAAAAGUUCCACACUGGCAAGCUCAGCAGUCCUUUUGCUUGCAGCGCACGGUGGUAA